Messenger RNA from Rosa chinensis, 1322 nucleotides. RefSeq names its product iron-sulfur cluster co-chaperone protein HscB homolog. The record is from RefSeq and is a predicted model, not a curated record. NCBI's taxonomy places the organism in Eukaryota, Viridiplantae, Streptophyta, Magnoliopsida, Rosales, Rosaceae. Gene Ontology annotation, molecular function: protein-folding chaperone binding; ATPase activator activity. Gene Ontology annotation, biological process: protein complex oligomerization; [2Fe-2S] cluster assembly.
GAGCAAAUAUGAGCCUAUUGUUUUUGUCCUUCGCCUCUCGGUCGAAUUUCUCUAAAUUGGCAUUGUAGCUUAAACCCUGCUUAAAACCAAAGCCCAUUAAUACCGUCCUCAAAUUGGAGAGGAGCUCCAACAAUGUCGAAGAAGAAGCUACUGACUCCUCUCUCCUCUCUUCUCCUCCUCCGACGAACCCUAACUUCCACCCCUCAUUUCUCAAUCCCACACUUCCAAUCCCGCACCAAUUUCUCCCCCAAUAUCGAAAAGCUCCGCCCCCUUUUCCCGCUCCCCGGAUUUGAUUUUCCCGGCAAAUCUUUCAUCUCCUCCCAAUUUGGGAACAAACCCAAUUCCCACUGCUGGAACUGCAGCGCUGCCGCUCAAACGACGCCUUUUCUGCUCUGCCCCUCCUGUCGGUGCAUCCAACCCGUCGAUCACUCCGUCGAUUACUUUCAGAUAUUUGGACUGGAGAGGAAGUAUGAUAGUGUGGAGGAACAUCUGGAGGGAAAAUAUAAGGAUUGGCAGAAAAAGUUGCACCCUGAUCUUGUUCAUUCAAAAUCAGAGAAGGAGAGAGAGUACGCUGCUGAACAGUCUGCUCGGGUGAUUGAUGCAUACCGCACGCUUAGCAAGCCCUUGGCGAGGGCAAUCUAUAUUCUGAAGCUUGAAGGUGUAGACAUCGAUGAAGAAGAGACACUUUCAGACUUAGAUUUGUUAAGUGAGAUUUUGGAAGUAAGGGAAGCUGUUGAAGAGGCUCCCAACUCUCAGGCUUUAAAUCAGAUUCAGUCUCUGAUGCAAGAGAAACUGAAGCAGUGGUCUAAUUCUUUUGCCGAGGCAUUUGAAAGCCGGAACUUUGAAGAAGCCGUAAAAGCUAUCCGGCGAAUGACUUACUAUGAGCGUGUAAAUGAAGAAAUUGUAAAGAGGCAAUGAAGAAUUUAAAUUCAUGAUCGGAAAGUACAAGCUCUAAUGAAGAAAGUGCAGGUUUUGAUUGAAGACCUGGUUGAGAUUGUUCUGCAUCCUUUUGAUUCAUAAUAGAUAUUAGAGGAGCCGAUAUUCUAAAUAUUUUCAUGAUGGUUCAGACUUCAGAGAUGGAUUGUUUAUGCUACAGUUGUAUCCAGCAGGCGCUUGUAAGCCUAGGAGUUCAUCACUGAAUAAAAGAUACAUGAUGGUGUCAUUUGUUUACAAAAUAAUAAAGAAUUUAUUCUGUGUUUUUCGUCAAACUCAAACUGUUAGGAGUCUUGUAUUACUAGUUGAUCCAGACACCAAAGAUUAUUGUAGAUGAGAAAAUAUUUUAUCAGAUCAAUUUUAUCUUCAAAUUUAAGGACUCGAGUUCA